GUAAGAAAAGGAGUUUGGUAUCCUUGAAAAACCAAGCUGGCAUUGCUAGUCUACAUGUUCAUUAAACCAACUCCAACAGCCAGGAAAAUGGCAGUGCUGAGGACAUUGGUAGGUUUGGCUGCCACAGCCAUGCUCAUCCAGUUAGCCAUGGCGGCAAAUUACACAGUUGGAGGUCCAACUGGAAGCUGGGAUUCGAGCACUGACCUGCAAACUUGGGUUGCAUCGCAAAAAUUUGUAGUAGGCGAUAAUCUCAUUUUCCAGUACACUCCAAACCAUGAUGUGCUUGAAGUUAGAAAGGCAGACUAUGACUCCUGCCAGACAAGUAGCCCAAUUCAGACGUAUAACAAUGGCAACACAGUCAUAUCUCUCUCUUCUCCAGGAAAGCGAUACUUCAUCUGUGGAACCCCCGGACACUGUAGCCAAGGAAUGCAGAUUGAAAUAGACACCCUAGCAACAUCUACACCACCAGCAACAACUCCUUCAACUCCACCAUCUGCUUCUCCAGCUCCAGAAACUUCUCCCUCGCCAGCAAAAUCCCCAAAGUCAGCUCCUGGCAGUCCAUCAUCCCCUGAUGUUCCUUCAACUGAAUCUCCUGGAACCUCUCCUUCUCCCAGUGGCCUUUCACCACCACCAUCUCCCUCAUCAGCUAACAGAAGCAGUUUCCAGACAAGCCUCACAUUGGGAUUUGGCCUUGUGCUGAUGAUGCUUUUGGCCCUCUAAGCCUCUGAAGGUUCUUUUCUUUGAAAGAAUCUUCAAAUGGUUUUAUCUUUUUGAAAAUUUUUCUGUUCUCUAGACUCUACUCUGUAACACUCAAUUGUCUGGCUUAUUUGUGAAAUAGAAUCUUAUACUGCAUCAUUUUGCAAACAACAUUGUUGUUGAGCAC
This is a messenger RNA of Theobroma cacao (cacao), 883 nucleotides long. It is a transcript of the gene UCC1, whose product is annotated as uclacyanin 1. Gene Ontology annotation, molecular function: electron transfer activity. The record is from RefSeq and is a predicted model, not a curated record. Gene Ontology annotation, cellular component: plasma membrane. NCBI's taxonomy places the organism in Eukaryota, Viridiplantae, Streptophyta, Magnoliopsida, Malvales, Malvaceae.